UUGUGUGUUGUGUGCCGGCCUCUCACCUGCUCCUGUCGCUGUGGCUGAACCCGUUUUACGACUGCUUGCGUUUGUGUGCAUCAUGGGUGGGGGUACGAUGCUGGCGUUCGGGGCUUUACCUUCUCAUGUGACCACGACGAGGGAGCUUCGGUCGGCGGGGGGAGUGUUGUGCAACAUUGGGAUAUGUCCGAGCAUCAGCAGAUCACAUCAGCAGCUGCCCGAAACAUGUCGCUAUGCUGUCUCGGAGAUGGUGGGGGCCUCAGAGGAGACGGGAGGCGUCUUCGACCCUCUCGGUCUUGCAACUGACGAGACUUCCCUUUACCGGCGGCGCGUGGCGGAGCUGAAGCACGGGAGGGUCUGCAUGCUUGCUACCGUGGGCGUGCUAGUGCAGUCGUUCGUCCAGUUUCCCGACCCGGACCGAUCUGCCUUUUCAAACACCAGGCCGCUCGGGGCGCUAUUUCAGGUGUGGAGAGAACGACCUGUGAUCCUGUUGGGGAUUGUGGCCUUAAUGGGAUUGAUAGAGCUCACCAUCGGGAGGGAGGACUACGGGAGCAGCGAGGCCGAGCCCGGGAAGCUGGGGGAGCUUUGGCAAACAGCGCGGCCUGAAGACCCGCAGCUUUGGAGGAGAAGGCAACUCCAGGAGUUGAAGCACGGAAGGCUCGCAUCGCUCGGAAUCACGGGUAUGCUGGCUCAAGAGCUCGUGACGCACGAGGGGCCGGUGGAACAGCUAUUAAAGGGGGACAUCAACCCGUUCCAUGAGUACUGAUGUUGUGAGGACACCUUCUCCGAUCAGACGGGCGCGCACCGGUUAUGUACAAGAACACGGGUCUGGCUGGAACGACUCAUGGACCCAAACCCGUGUGACUACGUUGGAUUCCGAUAAUGCCGCGUAAAGCCCUGGGCCGAGCGGUGACGCUCGCUGUCCCUGCUGUCUAGUUGAUAGAGCUGUCAGGUUGGGGCGCUCGUCGCACGGGAAGGGGGGGGGGAAGGGGCGAGGCAAGUAAGGACCCAUGUCCAAAGGGUGUGUUGUGUAGAGAUUAUGGUCGGAAUGGCGUGGACAUAAGGCGCAAGGAACACUCGAGAGAGGGAUCAUCCUUAGUAGCUGAAGCGUGUUGUGGUGCUGAGGGGGGGAGACGCUGCUAUGUAUCAUAGAUAUUAUUGUUGCUGAGGGGGCCUCAUAUCAAGACGGGUGUUAUGGACGGGUGUUGUUGACAUCCCGAAAGAGACGUGUUGUGGAUACCCUGUUUUGUGAUUUGGUCUUUGUAACCUUCACCCAACCAGUGGACUGGACUGUUGUUGUUGUUGACCUGCGAUCUUCUCGUGUUCUCCGUUUCAUCCUGUCCUGAAUCGGGGGGACACAAUUGGCAACAGGAGCAGAACAUUCAGUGGCAGGUCGUCUUCUUAAGUACCCAGAUGUAACAGUAGCUACCCGUUGAUGAGGCGAGUGUGAAUGGGAUGAGAGCGGUGGAAGUAGGCCCGCCCUCUUCGUGCGGUUGUCGAAGGUGGUUACGGAACCUAGUGUACCCUGUAAGUAUCCAUUUCAUGCCAUUCGUGGUACGUAUGUGUAGCCGGUGUAACGACACGUGAUAGACGGGCGGUCGUGGGGCUUGUUUCAACUACGAGAAAGGGACAUGCAGCGUGUGCAGGUGAGGUAUUUUCUAUCCUUGAGUUCUUGGCGGAACGUGUUCACAAGCCGGUUUUGUUGUCAUCCGACAUGAGUAGGUAGAGGGCCUCACGAGCGUGUAGCCGGCAGUGUAUCCUGGGUCGAAUGUAACGUAUGUGCUGUGUAUGCUACGACGACGAACCGUUGAUGUUGGAGGAGAUCAGAGGACGACGAGCGGUCAUGUUUACUUUGCAAGUUUUUUCGGGUCGUGCAAGUGACCAGUGCUUAGUCAAGAUGUAGCUCAUCAACAGCAAUUGGCAACACUUCUCGAAGAGAUUCUCGCUAUCUUUUGAUGGAAUAUUUUUGUAGUUUAAGGUGGUGCCGUUGUGACGAUGCGGGACGGUGCGUAACGAGGACGGUUUUAUCACGAAGAAAGCCGUACCAAAAAAGACGGAGAACCAUUGCCUGGUCCUCGAUCUGACGCAAAGAGCACAGACGAGGUGAAGAUUCGUCCUUGGUCAAGGGAGUAACUUAUCAGCAGCAACCAACAAGCCAUUUUUAUUCCAUGUGUGCGUCGGUACUAAACUGGUAGCAGGCUUUUGAGAAAGAGCUCGUCGUGAAGGU
Molecule: messenger RNA, 2227 nt
Organism: Ectocarpus sp. CCAP 1310/34
Lineage: Eukaryota; Phaeophyceae; Ectocarpales; Ectocarpaceae
Source: the annotation of a GenBank genome assembly